Molecule: messenger RNA, 1163 nt
Organism: Lingula anatina
Lineage: Eukaryota; Metazoa; Brachiopoda; Lingulata; Lingulida; Lingulidae
Product: carbohydrate sulfotransferase 10
Biological process (GO): carbohydrate biosynthetic process
Cellular component (GO): membrane
Molecular function (GO): sulfotransferase activity
Source: RefSeq, a predicted model, not a curated record
CCUCGCCCCAGAUUUUGACCCACUUAGGUCGGGCUAACCCUAGCCAUUAUUACUAAAGGGACGGCGGACUUUCUGUUACACGCACCCUCAGUUUUGUUACACCUGCGUACCAAAAAAGCGUUCAACAUUGUUGUAUAAACUUAUUUCCCUGUUGCAGUUUACAUAAAGCGGCCAUGCAACAUUUAACGAGAAGAUUCAUCUGUAUUUUAAUUACUUGUAUGGUGCUCGUGCUGAUGUACCUCUGGGACAGGAAGUUCUUAGAUUUAAACGGACUAUAUGUACCUAAAACGAAGAACGCUGAUAGAAGAGCCAAAGACAUGGACAUUUCUGGUAUCUUGAAACAGAAAUAUCAUUGGGAUAAAGUUCCUGGAGAAUGGUUGGAAACUAUGAAACGGAGAAGACAAAUGUUAUUUCAGAUGUGCAAGGAUCAGAAUGAAACCAUUAGACCGGGAGCACCAGUUGAAGUGAAGAAACAUCCUAUUCCAGACAGAACCUUUGUCGAAGACAUCUAUCAAAUAGUUCUGUGUCCCAUGGCAAAAGCAGCAAGUAAAACCUGGUUGAAGAUAUAUUUCAAACUAAACAAGCAGAUGAACACAUCUGCGUUACAUAAUGACUGGAUAUCAGGGCAUCUUAUUCACGUGCAUAAUCUUAACAAGUACACUGAAUUUGGUAUCAACACACGCCUUAAUACCUAUCUUAAAAUAAUGACAGUCCGUCACCCUAUGAUCCGUCUUGUGUCGGUGUAUCACGAACAAGUGGCACCUCACGGAUCUCAAUUUGAGAGGUACGUGAAGCGCUUUAUCGAGAAGACAGAAGGGAGAAAAAUCCAGUCUGUUACAUUUGAAGACUUCCUGCGUUACGCCAUCCAAACUCCAAAUAUGCAUUGGGAUCCGUUCAUUAAAUUUUGUGAUCCGUGCCAUAUAGAUUAUGAUCUGUUGAUAUAUUUCGAAACUCUGGCAGACGACGCCAAAAACACGCUGAUUCUUUUGGGUGCAGACGACAUGAUCAAACUCCCGCCAUCACAUCGUGCAGAUAAAAUGUCGGCUGACGACGAAGCUCGAAAACAUUAUGAUGGUGUAGACAGAGAGCUACUGAAACGAGUUAUCGCAAUGUACGGGAUUGAAGAGAAGUACUUUGGAUACAACUUGAGUUUAUUUUCAUGA